Messenger RNA from Plenodomus lingam JN3, 1617 nucleotides. Lineage: Eukaryota; Fungi; Ascomycota; Dothideomycetes; Pleosporales; Leptosphaeriaceae. The record is from RefSeq and is a predicted model, not a curated record.
AUGGCACCUCACGCGGAAGAACGCGUCGGCAAUGCGAAUGGGUUGGACACCAAGACGGACUCCCCCAGGGAUCUCUUUGUUGUUGACUCACCCAAUGUCCAGUAUACCGAAGAGAGCAUCAGGUCAAAGUACACUUACCGUACCACGGACGUUGUCAAGAACGCCGACGGCAAGUAUGUCGCCGUGCCCAAGGAGACCCUGUACGACUUCAAAGUCGACCGCAAGAUCCCCAAGGUCGGAGUGAUGCUCGUCGGCUGGGGUGGCAACAACGGUACCACUGUCACGGCCGGUAUCAUUGCCAACAAACGCAACCUCACCUGGGAGACCAAGGAGGGCAAGCGCAGCGCCAACUACUACGGAUCAGUCAUCAUGAGUUCUACUACCAAGCUUGGUGUAGAGAGCAAGACUGGCAAGGACAUUUACAUUCCUUUCCAUGAUCUUCUGCCCAUGGUCCACCCCAACGAUCUCGUCGUCGGUGGCUGGGACAUCAGCGGCAUGAACCUCUCUGAAGCCAUGGAUCGCGCCAAGGUCUUGUCUCCUUCGCUCAAAUCUCUCGUUCGCAAGGAGAUGAGCGCCAUGAAACCUCUGCCCAGUAUUUACUAUCCCGACUUCAUUGCUGCCAACCAGGAGGAGCGCGCCGACAAUGUGCUCGAGGGUACCAAGGCCUCCAUGGCUCAUGUUGAGCAGAUCCGCAAGGACAUUCGUGAUUUCAAGGCAGCCAACGGUCUGGACAAGGUCAUCGUGCAGUGGACUGCCAACACGGAGCGUUUCGCUGAUAUAAUUGAGGGCGUCAAUGACACUGCAGACAACUUGCUCAAAGCCAUCGAAUCUGGUCAUGAGGAGGUUGCACCCUCGACUGUUUUCGCUGUGGCCUCGAUCCUCGAGGGUGUUCCUUUCAUCAACGGGUCUCCUCAAAAUACGUUCGUUCCAGGUGCCAUCCAGCUAGCCGAGAAGCACAACGCUUUCAUUGGUGGCGAUGACUUCAAGUCUGGACAGACCAAGAUGAAGUCUGCCCUUGUCGAUUUCAUGAUCAACGCCGGCAUCAAGCUCACUUCCAUUGCCAGCUACAACCAUCUCGGGAAUAAUGAUGGCAUGAAUUUGAGCUCGCAGAAGCAGUUCCGUUCCAAGGAGAUUUCCAAAUCCAAUGUUGUCGACGACAUGGUUGCUGCCAACAAUGUUCUCUACAAGGAUGGCGAACACCCUGAUCACUGCGUCGUCAUUAAGUACAUGCCUGCUGUUGGAGACGACAAGCGUGCACUCGAUGAAUACUAUGCGGAGAUCUUCCUGGAUGGUCACCAGACCAUCAGCAUGUUCAACGUCUGCGAGGACUCUCUUCUGGCUUCGCCUUUGAUCAUCGACUUGGUCCUGGUUGCCGAGAUGAUGACCCGUGUCCAGUGGAAGGCUCACAGUGGCGAGGCCAGCGAUGCCAAGUUUGCUGGAUUCCACAGCGUGCUCAGCGUGCUCAGCUACAUGUUGAAGGCACCUCUUACUCCUCCUGGGACUCCUGUCGUCAACGCUCUUGCCAAGCAGCGUGCGGCUCUCACCAACAUCUUCCGUGCCUGUGUCGGUCUUGAGCCUGAGAACGACAUGACCCUUGAGCACAAGCUCUUCAUGUAG